Ascochyta rabiei is the source of this 696-nucleotide messenger RNA. RefSeq lists its product as uncharacterized. Bases 1 to 696 code for a protein of 231 amino acids. The transcript has a single exon. NCBI's taxonomy places the organism in Eukaryota, Fungi, Ascomycota, Dothideomycetes, Pleosporales, Didymellaceae. The record is from RefSeq and is a predicted model, not a curated record.
AUGACCACGACAACAUCCACCAGAAUACCAGUGCCGCAGGUCCCCAUCUCUCCCAGCCAGGACCCACUCUUCACUGCAAUAAACGCAUACGUGCACACCUACAUGUCGCAGUACGACAAUUCGCACGACUACCAGCACAUCCUCCGCGUCGUAUCAAACGCCAACCGCAUCCUCCAAGACGAACUCAGCACCAACCCAUCCACAUCCUACGACACCACCAGUCUCUUCCUAGCCGCCCUUCUCCACGACGUCGGAGACCACAAGUACGCCAAACCAGACGAAGACACGUCGACCAAAAUCCACACCAUCCUCCUCGCCCACGGCGCCGAAGCCUCCCUCGCAGCAAAAGUCCAAACCAUUGUCCACCACGUCAGCUACACCAACGAAGUGCGCAACCCAGAAUCCGUCACCGCCGUGCUGGCGCAGCACCCGGAGCUGGCCAUCGUGCAGGACGCGGAUCGGCUCGACGCCAUUGGCGCUGUUGGAAUCGGACGUUGUUUUUCUUUCGGCGCGGCCAGGUUCCCCGACCAGCCUAUGGGGCGGGCUAUCGAUCAUUUUGAAGAGAAGCUGUACAAGCUCGAGGACAUGAUGAAGACGGCGAGUGGGAAGCAGAUGGCGAGGAGGCGGACGGAUGUGCUGAGGGGUUUUGCGAGGGAGUGGAGGGAAGAGGAGGUGUUGAGCUUUCGGUUGAGCUGA